CAUUAAGCCACCCAUUUCCUUUUCUUAUGUGUUUUUUCACUGCCAAGUAUUAAAGAUCGCCGCGGCCAGACCUCCUCUCUGACAGGGCGCUGGACGCCCCAGCCGAUUCGACGAACUCCCCAACAGGGUUGGUCGGCCCCCGGCCAGCCCUCGUCUCCUGUUGCAGCUUGGGGCACCCAGCGACAAGGGCGAUCCGUUGUUGGCUUGAACACGUUCUCCCAGACUGGGGCCGCGGUGUGCCCCAGACCCACAUGUCAGGCGUUUUGUCGCCUGUAGCGAGCUGCAGGCAGCAGGAGAAGACCAGCCGGCAGGCUGUGGAGGAGGGCGGUAGCAUGAUCCACUGCAGAAAAAACUGGAGGCAGGCCACGCUGGCAUGCACGGUGGCAGCGCUGGCAUGCACCGCCCUCGGCCUCUGCUUUGGCAGCUUGCCCGGUGCCACCGCUAGAGCCAGCUCGAAUACCGGCAGCAGCAGCAGUGUGGAAAUCGUGGCAGCAGCCACCGGGUGGCGAGACAGCCUGCCAGUCAGCAGGCAGCGGCCCACCCGCAUCCUGCUGCAGCAGAAGGGGUCACCCGACCCGGCGCUUCAGUUAGGCUGGCUCCAAGAGCCACCUGGGGGCUGGCCCAGCUGGGAGACGCCCCUAGAUGAGCCUGCCGGCAGCGAGGACGGCGUGGUGGUUGCUGCCGCAGCCACCGCUGUGGCGACACGCAGCCAGCCUUCGAGCAAGAGCUCCGAUGCGGCUAAGGUAGUGGUGGAGCAGGUCGCCUGGCACCUGAGCACCGCUGCCGCGGCGCAAGAGGCGCGCGCCCGCGCUGCCAGCGCUGCGCUGCUGCUUGCCGACCUGCAGCCGCAAGAGAUCAGCACGCGCUCGCUGCCCGUCGAUGCGCCAGCGGAUGGCGCCGCGGCCGGCGACAGCCAUCUCCCAGAUGUGAACACGGUCGCCAUAGCAGCUGCGGCGGCAGCCAAGGGAGGGGACAGCGAGGUGCUGUCCACCGCAGCAUUCACUCCAAAGCAGUCGCCCAAGCCGAGCCCGCGGCCGCCUCCUAAGCCCAGGCCCAAGCCCCGCCCUCCGCCCCCCAAGAAGAGCCCUCCGCCGCGCCCCCGGCCCAGGCCCAUCCCCAGGCCCAAGCCCAAGCCCCCUGCCGCCAAGCCCAGCCCGCGCCCCAGCCCCAGGCCGGCCCCCAAGCCGGCCCCCAAGCGCUCGCCCCCACCCCCCAAGAAGCAGACGACGCAGGGCGCGGGCGCCAGCCCGGCGCCCAAGCCCCCCCCGGGCCUGGCGACGCUGCCAAACACCGUGUACCGCGCCGCCUCCCUGCCUCCGCCCUUCCACGGAGACUCCCCGCCCACAGGGCUGGUGCGGCCGGCCGCGGCGCUGCCCGGCGGCUGCCCCGGCGGCAGCAGCGUGAUGCGGUUUGGGGCGCGAGGCAACGGCGUGACGAGCGAUGUGCUGGCGCUGCGGUACGCCGACCGCUCGCCUGGCGUGAGCGUGCUGUACUUCCCGGUGGGGGCGUACCGCAUCACCGCCAACCUCGUCCUCUCCAAGCCAGUGCUCAUGGGCGCCAGGACAAGGUUCAUCGUGGAUGCCGGCGUGAAGCUGACCCUGAGCAAGCCGCCCAGGCGUGCGCCCAUCUGGUUUGACCCCAUGUUCACUGGCGCAGGCAAGGUCCAGAUGGGGAACGGUGUGGCUGAGGUGUACCCGGCGUGGUGGAGCGACUUCUCGCUGUCGGAUGACCAGGUGCUGCAGCUGGCCAUCAGGAGCUGCCUGUCCACCUGCACGGUACUGCAGUCCCGCUCCCUCUUCCUCCAGCGGGCCGUCACGCUGUCCCCCACCGUCGGCGUGUUCAGCACAGCCAAUGCCGGCAUCGCGGCCGCCAGGCAAUCCACAGGGGAGGGCCUGGUGCUGCCUGCGGGCUCCUACAGGCGCCCCAUGGUGCUCACGAGCGUGCGCAGCUUCAGCCGCUUUGGCGUCAAAGUCAUGGGCGGGGUGCGCGACCUGGACCUACAGGCGGGGCACAUCACCGACAACGGCGACGGCAUCCUGUUCCAGGGUGCGGCGGGCAGGGCGGCCGCCAUCUUCAACACCACCGUCAGCCACGUGUCGGUCAUGCAGUCCAACCAGCAGACGGUGGCCUUCAGCUCACCCGCCCCGGGGGCCACCUUUGCGGGCGUCACCGUGCGCAUCAACUUCCUGCUCACAGGCGGCUUCCAGGCCCCCAGCCAGCCCAGCGCGGGCGUGCUGUUCCGCGGGGCCCCGCCAGAGCUGCGCCGCACCCAAGUCAUUGUGCAGACCAGCGGCCCCGUCAGCAACUUUGUGUUCCGCUCCGACUGCUGGAACGGCGGCUACGCGAUGCCCGGCACGCAGGUGUCAGGCGCCUUCCGCAACUCUUCCUUCCGCAUCUUCUUCUCGGACUUGGUGGGGGGCGGUGUGUGGAGCUUCAAGGCCGGCAGCGCCAACAACUGGGUGUCCAAGCAGGAGGCGGCGGCACCCGCCACCUUUUGGUCCCUGGUGGGCGCCCCCGGCACCCUGGCGCAGUUCAUCGGCGCCAACCCGGGCUCCCCCCCGCAGCCCUUCCCGCUGCAGUUUGCGAGCCCCGUGAGGCACCAGAGCUUCUGGGUGGCGCUGAUGACGGGCAGCGACUGGGCGCCGGGCCAGCAGCUCACCUACUACCUCCACACCUACUUUGCCUCACCCGCCCUAAGCGGCUCCAGGAUGGGGUGCAUCCCCUUCCAGCGCUUCAACCCCGGCAUCUACUGCCUGUCUGUGGCCAGCGCGCCGCUCCCCAACGAGCCCUACCGCGUCGCCAUCAAGCUGAUCAACCUGAGCAGGAAAGUGCUUCCUGCCCAGAGCGCCCAGUAUUUUGGCGUUCAAAUCGGCCCUGGCUGAGCUCGCCGGCGUCAAGGCACUCCCUAGGCGCUGAGCACUGGUUGCUGCAGCGAUGCCCGAUUUCAUUCACUCCAGCCGAUACUGAAAUGGAGUUUUUCUUCCUUCAGCAAGUGGCAGGGCCCCUUCCCUCAAUCUUCAUCACGCCAACAGUCCCCUAUCCAUAUGUCUGCCCUCAUUCGUCACACGUCAAACGACCAUGCCACUGCCUGCGCCGUGCAUGUCGUUCGGGGUGCUGUACAUUCCCGCACAUCCCUUGUAUUCUCCGCAUUCCUUGCCCGCCUUGUUUCAUGAGCACCACAGCUGUACCCACAGCACGCCCCCUCCACCCCGCACCACCCACCCACCAUUGCUCCACAGCAAUACGACGCAUGAUGCGUUUGGUGGUCAACCACCGUGCUGCGCAGCGAAUGAACCGCGACUGAACACACAUUUGUUCACAACGCAUACACACACUAACGCAUGUGGCUGUUGCCAUGUGCUGACCCCUCAUGUUCCCGCUCGUCUCACCCUGCCGCUCCCCUCCCACUCUACAGUCUCAUCAUUUCCUAGCGUGUUUCCAGUUUGGUCUUUCUUCUCAAUUUCUUCGCUACAGAGAGAGAGCACGUCCAGCCACUUUGCCCCUGCCUCCCGUGCUCACAUCUGUGGCACACAAUUGCAUACCCGCUGGGCCAAUCAAUCACUCCAGCUCAGUAAUACACAUACUC
Molecule: messenger RNA, 3586 nt
Organism: Chlorella variabilis
Lineage: Eukaryota; Viridiplantae; Chlorophyta; Trebouxiophyceae; Chlorellales; Chlorellaceae
Product: expressed protein
Exons: 16
Coding region: 252-2882 (876 amino acids)
Source: RefSeq, a predicted model, not a curated record